Toxotes jaculatrix (banded archerfish) is the source of this 1433-nucleotide messenger RNA. RefSeq names its product THO complex 6 (gene thoc6). NCBI's taxonomy places the organism in Eukaryota, Metazoa, Chordata, Actinopteri, Toxotidae. Gene Ontology annotation, cellular component: THO complex; transcription export complex. The transcript has 13 exons. The record is from RefSeq and is a predicted model, not a curated record. The coding region runs from base 96 to 1067 and encodes 323 amino acids. Gene Ontology annotation, molecular function: protein binding. Gene Ontology annotation, biological process: mRNA export from nucleus.
CCUUAAUUGGACCCUAUUCCCUCUUUGCAUCGUCGGCGUCGGAAUCGCGUAAAUUCAGAUUUCGUUGUGGUUUCGCAGCAGUUUAACGGAACAGAAUGGGUCCUGUAGAGCUCCUCCACAUGUCGGUUUUCUCUCAGAGUUUCUCUCCCUGCGGUCGAUACCUGGCGGCCGGAAACAACUACGGAGAGAUCGCGCUGUUCAGCCUGUCUGCAGCUCUGAGUCCAGAUGCCACCGGACAGAGUCAGAAACCGGUUCUGACCUUCACCGCUCACGAAGGUCCGGUCUUCUCUCUCCUGUCCACGGACUGUCACCUCCUGAGUGCAGGAAACGGGGAGGUCAGCGCCUGGAGCUGGACCGAACUCAUCAAGAAGAACGUCAAACCUCUGUGGACAAAAAGACCCAACUACAAGUCCAGUCUGGAGAUCCCAGAGAUCAACUCCAUGGUCAUCAACCCCAGAGAUAACAGUCUCGUGGUCGGAGGAGGAGACAACAACAUCCACAUCCUGGACCUGGAACAUGGAGUCUUCAAGUCGGUCCUGCAGGGACACUCAGACUACGUCCACUGUGUGACAGUGAGAGAGAGGGAGGCAGAGAUCCUGUCGGGGGGGGAGGACGGAGCGGUGAGGAUCUGGGACAGCAGGAUGUAUCAGUCUGUCCACUGCAUUGAGGUCUACAAGUACGAGGUGUGUGCGCGGCCUCAGUACGGUAAAUGGAUCAGCUGUUUGACCACCGACUCCGACUGGAUGCUGUGUGGUGGAGGUCCGUCUCUGUCCCUGUGGCACCUCCGCUCUCUGUCUCCCACGUCCACCUUCCCUCUGACAGGCUGUCAGAGACAGGCCGCCUUCUACCAGGACAUGAUCCUGGCGGUGGGUGAAGGUCCGUUUGUGUCUCACUGUCUGCUGGGGGGAGAGGUCAAAGCUCAGAUCCCCUGUUCUCCACAGAGCCUCAACACACUGCAGCUCAACACCAACAGCACGGAGCACCGGGUGCUGACGGUCGGAGGCAGCAGCGAUCACAUCGACGUCUUCACCAACCUGGCGUACAGAGCGUUCUCCCUCAGCUUCUGAACACACAGUCUCUCUGGAGCUGUGAGGACACUCUGACAUUCCCCAGGCCCUGGACUCCAGGCCCUGGACUCCAGACCCUGGACUCCAGGCCCAGGACUCCAGACCCUGGACUCCAGGCCCAGGACUCCAGGCCCAGGUCUGAGCCCUCAUACAGACCUCAGGAGGCGUGAGGACCAGACGCCGUGUCCUCACUACGAUGGUUUCAAACCAAAAUGCAUCCACACGGCCACAGAGAGAGACACACACACACCUACCUACAGACACACACAGACACACACCUACACACACAGGUGAAGCUCUGAGAUCAGAAGCUCAGUUCACAGCUUUUAUAUAAUUUAGUCUGAAUAAAAUAUUUUUGUCUUUAUA